CGCAAACUAGUUUCAAUAUCCACAAAACAUUCUCUUCCUAAUACAGAUCUCUCCCAUUUCAGGAUUCACAAUUUUCAGAUAUAUAUAAAGAACACAACGAAAGUUUUUUUUACUUUUUCAAACUUGUCUCUUUUGCAAUCUGGAUGUUGGAUUCUGAUGAUGAAUGCCAUCGCCUUGCUUGGAAACUCAAUGAUGAGACCCUCAAAAUGCAUCCUCCGUGCGAUUACAAGAUUAUCUCCAUCUCGAGACACUGCGUUUCAAUCGCAUCCUUCUCCAUUUUCGAGCUGCGUAAACCAAAACAUCAACACUCCAUAUUUAAAUAGAAUCAACAAACCGACAAAUGCUGUGCCAUUUUGUACGGACAGGCCAAGCUCUGUUACAGCUCAGGCUGUUUCUGAGGCAAGAAGCCUCUCUGCAUCCACGACUUGCGCAAAGGACACGGCAUUGAAUCAAAUAAUCGCCAAGAACGGCGUAAAUGUGAAACCUUUAAACGUCGAGGGGUUAAAAGGAGAAAAGAAAGGUGAAGAGGUGAUCAAUGGAGAUGAGAAAAUCAUAGAUAGAGAGGGUAUCAAAAGAAACGAGAUCGAGGAAGAGGCUUGGAGAUUGCUGAGGCAAUCAGUAGUGACGUACUGCGAUUCUCCAGUAGGAACGAUGGCUGCUAAUGAUCCAACCGACACAACUCCAUUAAACUACGAUCAGGUCUUUAUUAGGGAUUUCAUACCUUCGGCUCUGGCUUUUCUGAUGAAAGGAGAAAGCGAAAUUGUUCGAAACUUCCUUCUUCACACGCUGCAGUUGCAGAGUUGGGAGAAAACAGUUGACUGUUAUAGUCCAGGACAAGGAUUAAUGCCUGCGAGUUUCAAAGUCAGAACUUUACCUCUUGAAGAGAGCAAGUUCGAAGAGGUUCUGGAUCCCGAUUUUGGUGAAUCAGCUAUAGGUCGUGUUGCUCCCGUUGAUUCUGCUAAGAACAGCGUCACUGUUGAUCCACGUAUUGAUUCACACAGUACUGUUGGUCUAAAUAGAAAAAUCUCAGGUCUAUGGUGGAUAAUACUGUUGAGAGCAUACGGGAAGAUCACAGGGGAUUACUCGCUGCAAGAGAGGGUUGAUGUGCAGACAGGGAUAAAGAUGAUUGCAAACCUUUGCUUAGCUGAUGGUUUCGAUAUGUUCCCCACGUUGUUAGUCACUGAUGGCUCUUGCAUGAUAGACCGGCGUAUGGGUAUCCACGGUCACCCUCUUGAGAUCCAAGCCUUGUUCUAUUCCGCUCUACGGUCUUCUCGUGAGAUGCUGACUGUAAAUGAGAGCUCCAAGAACCUGGCCAGGACCAUUAGCAACAGGCUCAGCGCAAUAUCGUUCCACAUUAGGGAAAACUAUUGGGUUGACAAGACCAAAAUCAACGAGAUAUACCGUUAUAAAACAGAGGAGUACUCAACGGAUGCCACAAACAAGUUCAACAUCUACCCGGACCAGGUUUCACCGUGGCUGAUGGACUGGAUCCCUGAAAGCCCUAGAUGUGGGUUUCUUGUAGGAAACCUCCAGCCUGCUCACAUGGACUUCAGGUUCUUCACUCUUGGAAACAUCUGGUCGAUCGUAUCUUCUUUAGCGACACCAAGACAGAACCAAGCUAUACUGAAUCUGAUUGAAGAGAAAUGGGAUGAUCUCAUUGGCCACAUGCCACUCAAGAUAUGCUACCCGGCUUUGGAAUCUUCAGAGUGGCAUAUCAUCACUGGGAGUGACCCAAAGAACACGCCUUGGUCUUACCAUAAUGGCGGGUCAUGGCCAACGCUUCUCUGGCAAUUCACAUUGGCAUGCAUCAAGAUGGGCAGACCAGAAUUAGCAGAGAAAGCAGUGACCUUGGCAGAGAAGAGGCUCCAAGCUGACAAGUGGCCUGAGUACUACGACACAAGAGACGGCAAGUUCAUAGGGAAAAAGUCUAGGCUUUACCAGACAUGGACAAUCGCUGGUUUCUUGACUUCAAAGCAGCUUCUGCGGAACCCUGAGAUGGCAUCUUCCUUGUUCUGGGAAGAGGAUCUUGAGCUUCUAGAGACUUGCGUCUGCGUUUUAUCCAACUCAGGCCGGAAAAGAUGCUCUAGGGCAGCAGCAAAGUCUCAGAUUCUUAUUUAAAUUUGGCUUUGUCUCCAUGUACAAACGUUCCUGUUGCAACAAAAUGUUACACAGGUUAACCAAAGUAAUAGUAGAAAUCAUAUGUGUAUGUGUGUGUAUAUAUUUGAAGAAAAUCAGUGGUUUGUCCUAGUAGUACUACUUUUCUACAAAUAGUAAGAACUUUUUU
This is a messenger RNA of Thlaspi arvense, 2284 nucleotides long. The record is from the annotation of a GenBank genome assembly. Lineage: Eukaryota; Viridiplantae; Streptophyta; Magnoliopsida; Brassicales; Brassicaceae.